Molecule: messenger RNA, 2531 nt
Organism: Pygocentrus nattereri (red-bellied piranha)
Lineage: Eukaryota; Metazoa; Chordata; Actinopteri; Characiformes; Serrasalmidae
Gene: trim108
Product: tripartite motif containing 108
Exons: 6
Coding region: 36-1505 (489 amino acids)
Molecular function (GO): protein binding; zinc ion binding
Source: RefSeq, a predicted model, not a curated record
GCGAACUUUAUUGAACAGCGGCGUCCUCACUUAGAAUGGCCUCCCAGCUGUCUUGGGAGAUCAAGUGCUCAUUGUGUUUAGAUGAUUUCACUGAUCCGAUCACUCUGUCUUGCGAACAUUCUUUUUGCCGCCAGUGCAUUACGGGUCACCUGCAGUCCAGCCUGGGCCGAAGCUUCUGCCCGGAUUGCCAAAAACCUUACAAAGCCAGAGACCUGCGGCCCAGCCGGCUGCUCAGGAACGUGACGGCAGCUGUACGGGAGCAUCUCACAGUCCAGGAAGGGAUCAUGACUUCACCUACAGAUUCUCCAGCAGCACUGACAGACACGCUGAUAUGUUUUGAACACGAUGAGAAGCUCAAACUCUUCUGUGAAACGGACCAGAAGCUGGUAUGCGUAGUGUGUCGAGACGGGCAGAAGCACAAGGGCCACCAGUUCAAACCUGUGAAAGAGGCAGCUCAGAUGGUGAAGGGAGUAGUGAAGGGUGCGCUAGGCUUCCUGGCCAAAGAGAAUAGAGAUCUGGAAGGCAUGACCCAAAAACAGGCAGCUGAGGUCACUAAAACUGAGUUGAGAUCCACACGACUGUCAGCCCAGAUGUCUGCCCAUUUGGCGGAGUUGCACCAGUUCCUGAGGAAGAAAGAAGAAGAAGCAAAGAAGCAACUGGAGGACGAGGAGAAGAAUGCUGUCAAAUCCAUGUGGAGGAACACAUCCAAAAUCAGUGAAGAGCUGAUGGAAGGAAAAUCGACAGAAUGCAUUCUUAAGUCUGCGCUGGAUAUUAGUCAACCUGACCACUUUCUACAGUGGUGGAAUGAAAAGGGAUUUUCUGUUAUAGAGGGGAUGAAGCAGAAAGACAACACGGACACAGAAAUCAAAUACAAAUCAAAGCUGGAAGGCCUGCACGUGAUUCCAAACUCUCUCUUCUUCGGCCCUUACGAGACUCACCUGCAGUUCUUUGUAUGGAAGGAGAUGCUGGGAGCUGUUAAGCCAGUUCCUGAGAGUUUGAGCAUAAAGGACCCUGCAGACUCCUACCUGAAGGUGGCCCCAGGAGGUGCACACGUAUGGCAGGCCGAGAGGAAGUCCAACUACUUUAAGGGCUACAAUCCCGGCGUUGUCUCUACAGAGACCUUCCAAACCGGACAGCACUACUGGGAGAUUGAAGUGGGAAAGAAGUUAGACUGGAGCAUCGGAGUUAAGAUGGAGAAGGAACAGCAAAAAGCAUCAUCAAAAUUCGACGGGAUCCAUCUCCACCUCAGACAUGGCAAAGGAUAUAUCUUCAGUUCUGAUGGAAUAGAGAUUCCUGCUGUGGUCCAAGGAAAUCCCAGCAAAAUUGGGCUCUAUCUCGACUGUGAGAGAAAGCAGAUCUCCUUCUAUGAUGCUGACGUCAUGUCUCUGAUUCUUCUAACUGGCUACAGUUCAGACCUGCCCUGCUCCAUUAGUCUUUUUUCAGGGCUUUAUCUUGAUGGAACAAACAACGACCCCAUCACAAUAUGCUCAUAUAAAUGUAAGUAAGACAAUUCACAUUCUGUUGGCGACUCAACCCACACAGCCAAACACCUACCUAACCGACAACGUGGACUUGUGUUGCCAGCAAACCAAAACACCUCUUUGAGGUUAUAAAGGUGUGAAAGUCUGAUGUCGUCAAGUGGAAAAUAUUUAAUAUGAUUGAAUAGCUUAAAAAAAUCCUAAACCUGCAAAGGACAUGGUGGGACUUUCUUUAUAAGACCUUCUCUCUUUUUAUUUAUCUUUAAGUAGUUCAGUCCUUAACCAACAACUAUGCAAAACUGAGCAAUACAACGCUAUUGUUAUCCAAUAUUCUUCUUCUUUUUCUUCGUAAUUUCUGUUGGUUAUUUGUCCGCUAACUGUUUGGUCUCAUUGUGAGAUGUGGACCUUUUCUGUCCAGCUUUCUUGACUGGAUGUUAGGUUUCCACAUAGCAACAACUGGUUCCCAUAACACCAUAGUGUGACCAAAAGUUUGACAUUCUUGGGUCACCACGAUGCAAGUACAUAUGCAACAUCCUAGCAACCACCUGGGAUAGGAUAUGAACAACCUAGUAACACCCUGGUAACCACCAACACAUCAUAGCAGCUGCUUGGAAAACAUCAGCAACCAUCUGGUAUACUAUAGCAACCAAAAAGCAACACCAAGACGAUUACUUUGAACACCAUAGCAACUGCCUUUCUACUACUAGGGAUACAAUAGCAAACAUCAAGCAAUACCCUAGCUACCACCUGGAAAACCACAGCAACUGACUUGCAACUACCAGGGAUACAAUAGCAGACAUUUAGUAACACCCUAGCAACCACCACUUGGAACACCUCAGCAACUGCCUUGCAACCAAUAGCAAACAUCUAGUAACAUGCUAGCAACCACCUGGAACACCCUAGCAACUGCCUUUCAACCACAAGGGACACAACAGCAAACAUCCAGUAACACCCUAGCAACCACCUUGAACAACAUAGCAUCUGCCUUGCAACCACAAGGGAUACAACAGCAAACAUCUAGUAACACCCUAGCAACCACCUGGAACAACAUAG